Zootoca vivipara (common lizard) is the source of this 4248-nucleotide messenger RNA. RefSeq names its product transmembrane protein 35B (gene TMEM35B). NCBI's taxonomy places the organism in Eukaryota, Metazoa, Chordata, Lepidosauria, Squamata, Lacertidae. The record is from RefSeq and is a predicted model, not a curated record.
AGCAAAACAGCGCCCUCAUCUUUCACCCAACUCUGUCGCGACUGUGUCGCGUUUGCGCCGCCGGUUCGAUUCCCGGGGCCAGCGGUGGGUGGGAAAGAAGAGAACGAAAACCCCCAUUUUUGGUGGCUGCGUUUCCUCCCCUCCCCGUUUCCAGUGUUUAUUCCCCUCCCCCUCCCCCCGCCCCAGCUACCAGUAGCCGAAGAUAGGGAAGGAGAGAGCGAGAGAAGCCAGAGCUAUGGCGCUGCUCUUUUCCGCCAUCCGCGUGCUUCUGGGCCUUUUCUUUUCCGUCAGCGGGGUCGUCAAGCUGACUGAUCGGAUUUCAGACGAAGUUUACGAGCAGCUGAAAUCACAAUUUGUGCAGUUUGCCGAUGCUUUUCCUCUGAAGGAGUUUGGCUACAAGCCAGAGCCGAUCUGGUACCUGGAAACGGUGGGCUGGAUAGAACUGGCGGCUGGUUUGCUCCUGGCCUUUGGGCCUCAGCUGCUGCAGGAAAUCAGCAAUUUUGUGCUCACGAUUGUCAUGAUAGGUGCCAUCUACAGCCUCUUGGUUUUGAAGGAGCCCAUUGCCAUGUGUGCCCCGGCCACUAUCUCCCUGGGUCUUCUGCUUCUCCUCAAUAUCCGGGGAAGAGGGAGACCCACCAAGUCAAAGUUUGAGUGAGGGGCUAUCGAACUGGAGAGGACAGAAGGGGAGAGUUUGGAAAUGGCAGCAAAUCUCUUGUUGGCCCUUUUUUGUCUGUGUGCUUUCUACCCCUCCUCCCCUUGCUCGGUCCUUUUUAACUUGGUAUAAACUGGGUCCUGUGGGUGUAUGAUCCAGGGGGUAUUUGUGACCUUGAAAUCACCAUAGAUCAGGGGGAGGAAGCCCCCUUUCAGCCCAGGGGCCACAUUCCCUCCUGGGUGCCUUUCUGAGGGCCACAUGCCAGCGGUGAGCAAGGGACCACAGGCAAAAACGGGCACAGCAACAAAUGAAGUUUUUACCUUUGCACUGCAGGUUAAUUUCUACACGCACUCGCAAUCCCUUCUUUACCCUCCAUCCAGACAAGCCAGAGACAAUUGUCAGAGUUAAGGGACAUAUUUCAAUCAGGCAAAAAUGGGUGUGAAGCAGAGCCAAUGAGGGCUGGGCUGGGCUGGGGGCACAACCAGCAGAGUCCUAAGAGCCAGAUAGAGAUGCAUAGGGGCGGGGAACCAGUGUGGUGUAGUGGUUAAGAGCGAUAGGCUUGUAAUCUGGGGAACCGGGUUCGCGUCUCCGCUCCUCCACAUGCAGCUGCUGGGUGACCUUGGGCUAGUCACACUUCUUUGCAGUCUCUCAGCCUCACUCACCUCACAGAGUGUUUGUUGUGGGGGAGGAAGGGAAAGGAGAAUGUUAGCCGCUCCUUCAGGUAGUGAUAAAGCGGUAUAUCAAAUCCAAACCCCUCCUCUUCUUCCUGCUGUAAAUCGAUGGCAGCUAGACUUUGGGUCUUUAUCAGUUUCCUGUUCACCAGUGUUCUUUCCCAUCUUAGGCCUGGCGUAAGUGCUAAAUUAGCCAGGUGCUGCCUUAAUCUAUGAAUUUCAUAGCUUGGGGAAGUGGAGGAAGGAAAUGGAGGGGUGUGUGUGAAAUAAGUUUUGGGUAAUCCUUGGGAGAAAAUAGAAGCACACUUUAAAAAGAAAAAUUACCUGGCACAGGACAGUCCCUUUUGUGGCCCAGGGCAAACCAUUUCUGUGGGGUUCAUUGAGUGGCACUGAAGGAUUUUGUUGGCUACUAUGUGAGAGAAGCAGCUGCCCCUACCACUGAUCUGUGCUCUGUCCACUAAGAUACAGCUGCUUUCCUUUAAAAAUCAAAUCAUUGGUCCGUCUAUCUCAGUAUUGUCUACACUGACUUGCAGUGGCUUUCAAGGAUUUCAGGCAGGGCAUUCCCAGCCAGGAAUUGAACCUGGGACCUUCCUGCAUCCCAGGCAGAGCCGCAGUCUUUCCCCCAGUAUUUGCCUGUUGGGAGAGUUUCUCAGCAAGCCUGCCUCUGGAAAGGGUGACAAAUACUUUCCUGCACUUAUAUACUCUUUGGCAUUCACAAUGAAUGUGGGGUGGGGAGGAAGUUCGCCAGAAAAGGAAAAGCUCUCUCCCUGCUGUGGACCUGUUAAGGUCCCACCAUCUCCCCUCUCCACCUGAGAUGGCCACCAGAGGCUCUUAUGCAGGAGAUCUUUCCCUCAGGGCAGGAAUACGGGGACCAGCUGAGGCUCUCCAGCUGCAAUCCCCUUCACCCCAGUCCCUUUGCCAUGCUGGCUGGGGCUGAUGGGAGUUGAAGGCUAGAAGACACCUGUAGUGUCACAGGUUCCCGCCCCUGUUCUAGAGAUCAGGCAUGAAAUGAGCAGAGGUUGGACUUUUACUGUGGUUGCUUUCUGAUUAUCAAAGUCCUUUACUAGACAGGUGCACCAGGCACUGUUACCUAAGAACCAGCCAAAGUCCAUCUUGUUUCAGUCAUUAUAUAUUUUCUGGUGCUGGCUUUACUGAUCCGUUUUGACAAUGUUUUUCUGUUCCUUUUGACUCCUCUUGGUGAUUAAAGUGUUGACUGAUUUUUAAAACGUUUCAAUUUUUUCUUUGUUUCGAGGGAUGCCAUCAGAGGUUCUGAUAGCCAGUGUUAGAGGAAGGGGGCAGAGUCUUUAUAAAAGUAAAUAAAUAAAACAGCCGGUUCUCAGCAGGCAAGAUAAAAACACAUCACGAAUCUUGUCUGGCCUGAGAAAGAGCAUCACCCUAACGUUGUGCUUUACUCUAGGAACUUAACAAGAGCUGAGCUGGGGGUGGAGGGAAGGCUGAAGAGGAGACACACCUGCCCCCAGUGAAGCUGGGCAGACGAGAUGGAAAUGGAUCAAAUGAAUGUUUCCCCACUGCUUUAUCUCCAUGCCAGGAAAGCCAUUGCCUAUUCACGUCCUCUGUGUUAAACUCUAUAUGUUAAAGGCACAGGCACUGAGCCAGUUCAAAACAUUGGCAGCCCUUCAAAUAGGAGUCCAAAGUGAAGGUAGUCAUGGAGUCCAAAUAAGAGACCCUUGCUACCUCUUUUAUCCAAGUGGUCUGUGGGUGGGCUGGGCAGGUCAUCCCAACAGUUGGGCUGUGCGGGAAGCACACCAAAUCAUUUUGGAUAAGCAGCUGGCAUUUUUGUUUGCUCGCUUGCUUUGAAGCAGCAAAGGGUGAGUGACGCAGUUGUGCUUUGUUCGCAAACGUGCCCAAUUCCUUAAAAAGAAGAAGGAGCCUGUCUGUCUCACCAUGGCAGUGAGAGGCAGGUACCCUGCACUUGCCCUCAGGCAGCUUUCUUCUGAAAAAGGUCACACACUGUGAGACUGAGCUUCAGGCACCAACCUCUCGAGCUGGUCCUGCUUCCAUGUAGGAUAAAAUUGAUAUUUUUAACGUGUGCAACAGGUGUGAUGGGCUCCUCCAGAGAUGAGGCCAAUUUGCACGUUCCUCUGUUGCUGGGUGACAAAGCAAGGCUCUUGGCAGAGGCCUUUCUUGCCUUGUCUAGAUUUCCCUGCUAUUUCUCAAGGAGGCCUACUUUGUUCUGCUUUUGAUAGGGAAACUUGACAGUCUAAGAGAGCUUUCUUACGGAUUUCUGACAAACCUGUUUUAGCCUCCCCCCCCCCUUGAGGAGAAAGCCACAAAGCCAAAUCCCACAUUCCAGUGCCGGUCUAGUCCUUUUUGCCUAUAGAAGGAAUACAAAUAUAUAAUAUCAGGACUGAUCUUAGAAUAAUUCAUUUGUGAAGUGUGGAAAGUUAAUAUUUUCAUUGCAAAAAUGCAUAUGCUUGGUAAAACUGCAUAUGAACAUAUAUAUUAGGAGAAAUUCUCACUGAAAUAUUGGUGAAUUUUCAUGAGAUCUAUAUCUACCUACAUACCCACUCACCUACCAUCUAUCUGCAGCAGAAAUGUGGAGAACUGAAUUUAAAUUUGGAAAAAUGAGAAAUGGAGAGAGCCGUGUUUGAUAUAUGCCUCUCCCCCAUUACACACACCAGCAGUUUUGUGUGUGUGUAUUGCUGGAAAUGAUUGUUACUGUGGGUGAAGGAAGAAGAAUACCCCUUUUCCUUCUCUCUGCUCUUCCUUAGUGCAUUCCUAGGCUCCUUCAGUCCUCUCCAGAACAUCCUGAUUUGCUAGCACAAAGCUCACAUGGUUGGGGAAUGUUUACAUGCCUUCCUGUUAAUCUUUUGCUUAUCUCACACUUCCCAAUACAUUUCCCUUUCACUUCUUAGCUGCAAAAAGUCCAGUUAAAAAAUAAUAAACAGUUUGAUUGGUUACUAG